Molecule: messenger RNA, 1401 nt
Organism: Triplophysa dalaica
Lineage: Eukaryota; Metazoa; Chordata; Actinopteri; Cypriniformes; Nemacheilidae
Gene: btr02
Product: bloodthirsty-related gene family, member 2
Exons: 7
Coding region: 70-1386 (438 amino acids)
Molecular function (GO): protein binding; metal ion binding
Source: RefSeq, a predicted model, not a curated record
AUUCCGUUCACUUUUAGGAAGCUCACUGCAAGAGACACAGACGACUGCCUGAACGCACAACCAUAGGAAAUGGAGUCGACCAUAAGCCUCCUCUCCGAGAAACACUUUCUGUGUUCUCUGUGUGAAGAGAUCUUCAGCGACCCCGUUUCUACACCCUGUGGACACAGCUUUUGUCAAAUGUGUCUGCGUGUGCACUGGAGUCGCAGCGGCUCAGACGAGUGUCCUCUCUGCAGGAGGAACUUCAGCUCCAGACCCCAUCUCAGCGUAAACCGCAUAUUGGCGGAUGUGACCGAAAACUACAGGAAAACACGUCUGGCUGCUAAAUCAAAGUUCUUCAGUAUGGAUGAACUGCAAGAUGAACCUAAGAAUGCAGGAGAGGUGGAACAGAUGAUCCAGGAGAGACUUAAAAAAGUUGAGAAACUUCAGGAUUCUAUAAAGCUCUUAAAGAACUCUUGUCUCAGGGAGGUUCAGGAGAGUCAGAGGGUGUUUUCGUCUUUGUUAAGCACCUUAGAGAAGAGCCAUAGACUGGUUGUGGCUGCAGUCGAGCAGAAACAAAGAGAGGCGGAGAAGAGGGUUGACAGACUUGUGAAAGAGCUGGAGAGAGAAAUCCAAGAGCUGAAGAAUGAACACACCAACUCGGAGCUAUUAAAUGACAAAGAGCGUCUUAAAAAGAGUGUCAGUCAAAUCCCCAGAGCAAUGAGAGAUUGGUCUAAAGUCACACUGGAAACCGAUCCUUGUGUUGGAUACACCAGACAAGCAGUGGUUGACGUCAUAGAUACAGUCAUGCUGGAAUCUAAAAGACUCUCUAAAGCUGAACUAAAGAAGCUUCAGAAAUACACAGUGGAUGUCACUCUGAAUCCCCGGACAGCUCAUGCGUACCUCUAUAUCUCUGAGGACAGAAAGGAGGUUAGACAUACAAACAAACAGCAAGAGGUUUCAGAGAACCCGAAGAGGUUCGACCGGGUGGCUAACGUGAUGGCCAAGGAAGCCUUGAGCUAUGGAAGACACCUGUGGGAAGUGGAGGUCGGAGACAAGACUGACUGGGAUCUGGGCAUUGCCAAACAAUCCGUCAACAGAAAAGGAAAAUUCACCGUAUGUCCGUCCAAUGGAUUCUGGACGAUUAGUUUAAAGAAUGGGACUCAGUACGUUGCAAACUCAUUCCCUUCUAUGUCCUUGAGCCUUAGCCAGAAGCCCAGAAAAGUGUCCGUUUACCUGGCCUAUGAGGAGGGCAAGGUGUCUUUCUUCUGUUCGGAGACCGGAACCCACAUAUACACAUUUAGAGACGCUUUCACAGAUAAGCUCCACCCCAUCUUUAGCCCGGGACGGCCUCACGGAGUCAAAAACGUUGCUCCACUUAUCAUCUGCACCAACUGUUGUAGCAUCUGAACCAAUUCGCCAUUC